AUGUGAGGGAAAGAUCAGCCUGGAGGGAGGCGUAAAGCAGAAGUUUCUUUUACUAAAGGAAGAAGAUUUAUUAAGGUUCUUUAUAUAUUGGCGACCUUAUGGUGCAGUCUCAGUUUUACAUCUGCUAAGGUGUACUUGGAGUCGGAUAUUACUUGUACUAAUAGGUCAGAAUCAAUGCAGGUUUAUAUACAGUCCAAGACCAGAGGGACGACAAAGAUGAUCAGAACUAUUGAUUCAACUCAGGAUAUUAUUGUAUGUGGGACUUUUGAGACGGAGAAAGGUAUUGGCGCACGGAUCCAAGAGAUUGGUCAAAUUAGCUGGGGGUACCUAUUUCCAAUUCCCUGCCAAGUUUUUGCCCUUGAUUCCAAGCAAGAGAACAUCAUGUUUGGUCUGAAGUUUGUUAAUCGAGGAAUUGAGUUUCAUAAUAUUAAGGCUUCUGAUGGCUCAAAGAACUAUAUUUAUGAAUACCAGAAUGAGAAUAUUCAGGAUAUUGACUAUGCUGCUUUCAAUAGUGAUUACUAUUGGUUUGUGUUUCAUGAAAAUACCACGACAGAUAUUAGCUAUAUUAUUAAAAUCUCCAAGACAAGGAGGUUUGUAUAUAAGGGAUCAACCCAGUCAGCAUUCAAGGGUAUAACCUUUCCUUCUUCAAACCCAAUUUUUGUUGGACACACUCUGGCGAAUCAGCCAUUCUUGAUCCAGAUGAAUUCAACUUCCUUUAAGGGGUUGUGGAACUUGACACUAACAAACGUGGUAUCAAACCAGAUGAUGGUCCGGAAUAAGGCAGAUGAGGACCUUAAGUGUAUUUGGGCUAUGAAUAAUAUAACCAACAAUGCUUUGAUCAUUAUGGGUCUCAACAGCAACGACUCUUCAGUCAUGUGGACUACCACUUAUAAGAAGAAGUUUGAGUAUCCUAACCUAGCCUGGGCUCCUGUCUUUGAAGAAUAUGUUCUUGUUGGAAGAGAUCCAGAUAAUUCAAGACAUUGAUUCAUGAGAUUUAAGGAGAGUAAUGGCCAUAUGACUUACUUGUUCUGCACUGCUGUAUCGAGUGAGAGUACCUAUAGUAUUGAGACAUCAAGCUUACAUCUUGAUACUAGAACCUCGAUUUAUAUUGGAGGGCAAAUCAAGAGUGAAAACUUCUUUUAUUACAGGACUGGAGCUGAAAUGGGAGAUAGUUGAUGAGUAUUUGCUAAUUCUACUCUUUCAAAAUCUACAGAAUUUAGUCAGAGCGAUAUCACAGCAACUCAGGGAAAUCAUUCUUUAGCAUGGUCUCUCUUCUUAGAUGGAAGAUGGAUUAAUAGAACUAGUAGAGAGGUUGAAUUAGAUUCAUCAUUAAAAUGAACAUAUGACUGUUAUCCUCUAUACAAGUUACCUCUGAUCCGUGAUAGACAUUACACCCAAAGAUUUAUGGAGACUCUUCCUUCUAUCUGCCCUGGGUAUGAUCAAAAUAACAUAACUAACACUACUGCGUUUACUUUUGAGGCACUGGAAGCAACGAUGGCUACAAACAAUACUAGUAUUCGGUAUUUAAACAAGAGUUAUGCUUCCCAUCAAGUGUCCUCAUUUUGGAUGGAUCAGGGAACCUACGAUUUCACUCUAACUAUGUACAAUCAAUCCGAUCCGGAUGCGAAGAUGAGCAUUCAUUUCCAAGCACAAAUUGAGCUGACCUGGUUUAUGCUCAUUAGUAUUAUUGUGGUCUACAUUGUUUACACUGCCAUAGGAGUCCAUGCUGUUAUGAUUAAGGAUUAUUACGCAUUUAAAAACUUAGUAUACACAGGACAGCUUAUCCAUCUUGUGGCUCUGAUGGCUAGGAACCUACCACCCCCAUUUGUGUACUUCUGCCAAAGGAUGAGCAUAUUUGGGAUGAUUGAAGGAAUAUUCUCGAAGAAGUUUUUACUAGGAUCCUUUAAUUUUAUGACAGAGGAUAACUAUUAUCUAAUGAAUUAUGAGACAUCUUCCUUCUUUGCAAACCAAGCCUUAUCUAUUAUACUCAUUUUGCUAGCACUCGCUGUUUUUGUCAUUCGAGAAGUCAUCUCUCAAUUUUGCCAGAAAAAUGAGAAAGAAGACAAAAAUGAUAUUGUUGAUGUGUUUGAUUCCGCUAACAGCAAGACUAUUAAUCUGAAGCAUCUGUUGAAGAUGGAAGGACCUGUCAUUCAUAUAUCAAAAAGGUUCAUCUUUAAUGUCUUCGCUAUUUUGUACCCUUACCUCAUCCUGCAUGCUUUGAUGGAUAUUAUAAAUAUUGAUAAUAGAGGGAUGAUGAAGAAAAUCUCCUUUUUAAUGGGUCUUUUCUUCGGUCUAGCUGCAUUCAAAAUCUCCCUUGUUAUGUGUGCAUUCUCAUAUGUGAGGUAUAAGGAGCAGUCAGCCAAGAAAGACAUUCCUGAAGAAACUUACGAUAACUUGUUCUCAAACUUCUCUACUACCAAUAUGGUUCGUUCUCAUGUGAUUUUCUGGCUCAAAAGGUUUACUUUAGUCUUACUAGUGGUAAUUAGCCCUGCUUUCCCACCUUACUACUGCAUAAUUGCUGGUUUUAUACACUCAUUGGUGUUUGUAAGUUACGAGCUGGAUUACCAAGCCACAACCAGUAAGCUAGAGACCCUGUAUUUAAUCUUGUUCAAUGGGCCAUACAUUAUUAUAGCCUUUGUUUCAAUGCUAAUGGAAGGUACAUAUAUCUCUUAUAGUCACAAAUACAUAACUUCUCAGGUGAUGAUGUUCCUGUGUCUGCUGUGUUUCUUGCUAAUGAUUCCUUUAAGACUCUAUGAUAUUCAUAAGUACAAGCCAAAACAAAUGAAGAAGAGAAAAGACAUCUCAGUUGAAAGAUUGCCGAGCUCGUUUAAUCAGUCUUCUACUAUUGGACUCAAGCAAAAGUCUCUCUCAGUGUCUGAAUAUUCAGAAGAUGACUACAAGAAUGAUGAGAGUGUUGUCUCUCAAGAAAAAUCCUCUAUCAGGGAAGAAUCUAACUAUGAAGAUUCUCCAAGUGCUGCCUCUAGACCAAGCUAUAACUGGAAAAAGAGGCUAGGCAAUGGAAACCAGGGAGAUACUAUUGAGUCUCACAAGUUUUCUUCAAUGAAACAAACUGCAAAGUUUAUUCCAGAAGAAUCAGAUAAAUUCCCAGGAAAGAGUGUUAAAAGCCCACAUGGAGUCCCCGAAGAGCCUGGAUUCUCAAUUGAAGAGGAAGAGAAGGAGGGUUCUGUGAGUCUUUCUAAGUCUAGUCCUUCAAAGUCCAAAAACUCGCCAAUGAAAAAGACUUUCAAGUUGCCUCCUAUUUAA
Messenger RNA from Moneuplotes crassus, 3264 nucleotides. NCBI's taxonomy places the organism in Eukaryota, Ciliophora, Spirotrichea, Euplotida, Euplotidae. The record is from the annotation of a GenBank genome assembly.